This is a messenger RNA of Mustela lutreola (European mink), 3662 nucleotides long. RefSeq names its product Ras association domain family member 5 (gene RASSF5). Lineage: Eukaryota; Metazoa; Chordata; Mammalia; Carnivora; Mustelidae. The transcript is spliced from 6 exons. The coding region runs from base 134 to 1390 and encodes 418 amino acids. Gene Ontology annotation, cellular component: nucleus. Gene Ontology annotation, biological process: signal transduction. The record is from RefSeq and is a predicted model, not a curated record.
UCUCCCCGCCCCCGCCCGCCUCGCCCCGCCUGCAGCUGCGGUCCCUUUAAAGGCGCGCUCGUGCGGGGCCGCCCUUCUCUCGAGGCUGACUCGGGAGCCGCGCCACUGCUGCGAGCCGCGGCGCUCGGCCGGCAUGACCAUGGCGUCCCCGGCCAUCGGGCAGCGUCCCUACCGGCUGCUCCUGGACCCGGAACCGCCGCGCUAUCUGCAGAGCCUGAGCGGCCCCGAGCCGCCGCCGCCCCCCGGCCGCUCCUCGCGCCGCUGCGCCCCCGCGCCCCUCUCCACCGCGCCCGGGGCGCAUGAGGGGCGCGGCGCCCGGAGGGCGGCCCGGGGGGACCCGGAGCCCCAACCGCGGGCCUCCCGACCCGCUCGCCCUCUCCGGCCUGGUCUGCAGCAGAGACUAAGGCGGCGGCCUGGGGCGCCCCGGCCCCGCGACGUGCGGAGCAUCUUCGAGCAGCCGCAGGAUCCCCGCGUCCCGGUGGAGCGAGGCGAGGGUCACAGCUUCGCCGACCUGGCGCUGCGGAGCGGCCGGGGCUGGUGCGACCUGUGCGGACGAGAGGUGCUGCGGCAGGCGCUGCGCUGCGCUAACUGUAAAUUCACCUGCCACCCGGAGUGCCGUCACCUGAUCCAGCUGGAUUGCAGUCGGCAGGAAGGCCCAUCCCGGGACAGACCCUCUCCAGAAAGCACCCUCACGCCGAUCUUCAGCCAGAAUGUCUGUAAACCCGCCGAGGAGGCCACGCAGCGGCCGCCCACACUGCAGGAGAUCAAGCAGAAGAUUGACAGCUACAACACCCGGGAGAAGAACUGCCUGGGCAUGAAGCUGAGUGAAGAUGGCACCUACACGGGUUUCAUCAAAGUGCAUUUGAAACUCCGGCGGCCGGUGACGGUGCCUGCUGGCAUCCGGCCCCAGUCUAUCUAUGACGCCAUCAAGGAAGUGGACCUGGCGGCCACCACCGACAAGCGGACGUCCUUCUACCUGCCGCUCGAUGCCAUCAAGCAGCUACACAUCAGCAGCACCACCACGGUCAGCGAGGUCAUCCAGGGGCUGCUCAAGAAGUUCAUGGUUGUGGACAAUCCCCAGAAGUUUGCACUUUUUAAGCGGAUACACAAGGACGGGCAAGUGCUCUUCCAGAAACUCUCUGUUGCCGAUUGCCCUCUCUACCUGCGCUUGCUCGCCGGGCCUGACAAUGACGUCCUCAGCUUCGUGCUCAAGGAGAAUGAAACUGGAGAGGUGGAGUGGGACGCCUUCUCCAUCCCCGAGCUCCAGAACUUCCUAACGAUACUGGAAAAGGAGGAGCAGGACAAAAUCCAACAAGUUCAGAAGAAGUAUGACAAGUUUAGGCAGAAACUGGAGGAGGCCUUAAGAGAAUGCCAAGGCAAACCUGGCUAACCGGUCCUGCUUCCUCUUCUUCUGGUGCCCAUGGAUUUCUUUUUAUUAUUAAUUAUUAUUUUGCAACAGACACUUUUUCUCAGGACACCUGUGGCGGGUGCAUCUGUGCCCCCCUCCCCGGCCGGGCAGUUCCAGACGUGGCACGAAACCUCUGAGGGACACGUGUGCUCGCAGGCUUGGCCCCACCUGCCACACGCUGCCAAGGAGCGGGACCCCAUGGGGAGAGAAGAGCCUCGGACCUCAGCGCGGUCCUUGAGCUCUUCGGAAGCCAACCAGCUGCCUCUCUCAUCACCAAACUGGAACUGUUUGCACCAGCCGGCAAAGGAAAGAAGAAAGGUUUUAGAGCUGUAUGUUCUUUCUCUGGCUUUCAUUCUUCCUCAGUCUCUUAUUUGCCACUCCUAGACCUUUAUUUAUGAGUCAAAAAUUAUAGUAUGUUCCUUGAGCAGGUCUGGGCUAAGCCCCGAAAGUAAGAGAAUGCUCGUAAGAGGAUUGUCCUUCACUGUCCCAAGGUGCCUGUUGUUCAUGCUCAAGGGAAGGUCGUAAAGCCACUGGCCCCAGAUGCUCAGGUAGGGAGCCCUAAAGCCGAGGCCGGCUCAGAGAUUUCCAGAGAAGCUGCAGCCUGCCUCAGCCCUCAUCGCUCAAGUCUGCACCCAUGGAAACCCAAAGGCAUAUCUAUUUGCGCAUGUGUGAUGCCUCGUCACGUCUUUGUCAACAAGUGUUUGUUUUUGAGUUACAACUUGGAGUUCGUAUGGCCUUCAUCCUCAUGUGUUUCCAUAAAGGGAAACCAAUUUACCAAUUUUAAUGUCUCCUGAGGAGUACGGAAAUCAGGCAGUCGGAGAAAGCCAAAAAGCGUUGCAGAGAAAUGUGUCCACCUUGUCCUCGGCCUUCCCCCAGCUCGAGAGCCGGGGAGGGCUUGGCUGCCCUGCUUUUCCUGCUCGGCCUUCCUCGCGGCCUGUUCCCUCCCCCCGGGCAUGCUGGGGUCUCCAGGUGCCGUGGAGGAGCUGCCCUGAGGACUGAUGGGGGAACCUCCCAACUCAGCCCAAAUGGAGUCCUUUGUGCUCUGAAGCCCAGGCCAGCCCAAGGCGUUGUGCUCUGUGAGCUUGCGGGCUGGCCUCCGGCUGAUCUCAGUGCCUUUUUGUUUUCAGAGAGAGACAGGAGCAGGGUGUACUUGCUUUGCUGCCGGCUUGCUCCUGCCAGGAAGGGGACGGCGGUGGUGUGGGAGGCGAGGCCAGGAGAGCUCUUCCGCCGAGAACGGGGCAAGAGUCACAGACCUCCUUCCCCUCUAAGGUCUUGGGCUUUGACUCCCAGGAAGUGAUGUUAAACCACAUGGAUGGGGUGGAUGAGGUCCCCAACCUACAUCUGUACCGGCUCUUGUUCGGGUGCAAAAUGAAAAAUAAACUCGCCAAGCAACUGAAGCAAGUGGCUAGGCUGCAGACAGUCCCUUGAGACGGAGGAGGACUUUUCACGGUCAAAGCAGGGCCGGCUUUCCAGUCCGGCCUCGGAGAGAUCCCUUCUUCACUCUCCUCUGCCUUCCCAGGUCCUUCUUGGGUUGGGUUGAGCCCCAGCUUCUUCGUGUAGCCUCAGAAGUCCCUUCCCUGACCCUUGCUGUGUCCACACUGCCCUCGAUCCCAGAAGGAAUGCUGACCCCAAGUCGUACAAACUGUGUGUAGUCUUUAGAGCUGCAAAAGCAAGACAAGCUAGCAGCUCAAAGAGUGUUUAGGUUCCCCAGAACCCUGGUUCUCUGCCAUCUCAUGCUCAGCCUUAUUCCUUCCCUCCCUGAAAAAACCUCUCUCUCCCUGCUGUGUAUUAAAGGGAGCGGGGGGAGAGUCCUUUUCCUUCAUGCUGCAUGUCUUUAACAUUAAAGGAAGGCACGGCUCCUGCUGCAGCCCCCGUGAAUGCUGCUGAGAACCUCCCUCGGAUGGGGGCGGCUAUUUUUAUUUUUGAGAAGGAAAAUAAAGUCAUGUAUAUAUAUAUACAUAAAGGCAUAUAGCUAUAUAUAAAGAGAUAGGGGUGUUUAUGAAAUGAGAAAAUUCUGGGAAAAUUCUGACUUUAUCUAAAGCACAGUUAGACCCAGGACCCAUGCUGAGGUCCGAGCCUCGGCGAACAGUCUGUAUAAAGUAUCCCUUCCCCCAGAGGUGGGUAUGACUGCUGGUAGUGCCUUCGAUCCUUGUGUUGCCCUGUGUGUACGUGUUUGUUUUGAGGAUAUUUUCCUUUUACAUGUCUUUCUUAUAUGGAUUUUAAAAAAAGUAAUAAAAGCUUGUUGCAAAAAUGA